CAAGGUCGUCGCUCAGGCCCGGGGCCAACAGCCCCGAGUGGCUGAAUCAUGACUUGUUACCUCCAUCAUUGCCAUUGUCGUUUGAGUUGCGGUGCGUCGUUUGAUUCUACUUCUUUUCUGCUCCCGCGAACGAUUGUCCUGUGGACUGGCCCUUGCCGUGUGCUCUGGCCUCAUUCACGUCUUCAGUUUCACGCUAUCUGGAGAGAUUUCGUGAUAUUUUACUUUUUUUUAUCGUUUACAAUUCUAUCCUCAAGCCUGUCCUUGCGACAUUCAACGUCUUUUCGACAUCAGCCGCAGCCCAGUAAAUCCUCGUACAUGCGGCAGUGUCUUCAUACGAAUACCGAGUCGAGGGUGUCGAAGUCGCGAGAGAAGAGAUACUUCCAGUAGUACAAGAUGCCAGUGUAAGAGGGGGAUCGCUUAGUCGUCGAAGACAAUGGCAGCCUUGAUGGCAGACUUGUUGCGGAUGCUCUCGAGAGCCUCGCCCCACUGCUCCAGCUUGAACACCUUGUUGACAAUGCCCUCGGUCUUGACCUUGCCGCUAUCGAGGUAGUCGACGGUGGCGGGGAACAUGAAAGUCUCGGAGAAAGAACCGAUGAUGGUGAUUUCUGGGGAAACGCAGAUUAUCUUCGACGGA
Microdochium trichocladiopsis is the source of this 634-nucleotide messenger RNA. RefSeq lists its product as uncharacterized. NCBI's taxonomy places the organism in Eukaryota, Fungi, Ascomycota, Sordariomycetes, Xylariales, Microdochiaceae. The record is from RefSeq and is a predicted model, not a curated record. The transcript is spliced from 2 exons. Bases 49 to 387 code for a protein of 112 amino acids.